AUUUUUAUGAUUUGCCCUCCAAACGUCAAUUCAAAGUAAACAAAUAAUUCUGAAAUUGGUAGCAUGGAUCGUUUACAAGAUUUUUUUAAUAACUGGUGUUUUGUUUUAAAUUUAUUCCCGUGCCAUUAAACAAUUUUAAUGCCAGUGUUGUAUAGUUCUGUCAAAACGGUUACAAAAUGAUCAGGGAUCGGUCGGUAAAGUUGGCGCACGUCCUGUCUCGACGCAAGUCCAUAGAGGAAGAGGAGACUUAUGACACGAAAAUAAGACUUAAGAGAGUCCUCGGCCUGAUGGACCUCACGUUUUUGGGAAUUGGCAGCACUCUGGGACUUGGAGCUUACGUGUUGGCUGGGGCUGUGGCCAAGACUGAGGCUGGGCCUGCAGUAGUCCUUUCAUUUAUGGUGGCAGCUACAGCCUCUGCCUUCGCUGCCAUGUGCUAUGCGGAGUUCGCAGCCAGAGUGCCCCAGGCUGGCUCAGCCUAUGUCUACAGCUACGUCACUGUCGGGGAGUUGGCAGCCUUCAUCAUCGGCUGGGAUCUUGUUCUAGAAUACGUCAUUGGUGCCGCCAGCCUAGCUCGAGGCCUCAGUAACUACAUAGACUCUUUGCUUGGCAAGGCGAUGAGUAAAUAUCUCCUGGAACAUCUGCCACUCCACGUGUCAUUCCUCAGUCCUUAUCCAGACUUCUUGACCUUCUUCCUCAUCGUGACCGUGGCAGGUCUCAUUGCUUGGGGAGUAAAAGAAUCGACUUUGCUGAAUAACAUCUUCACGACGGUCAACUUGCUUACACUGACUACCGUCAUUGUUGCGGGCUCUUUCUACAUUGAUAAGAACAACUGGUCCCUUGAAAAGGACGAAAUACCGGAAAAGGAUGAUUUUGGUAAACCUGUUCGUGGAGGGGAAGGAGGUUUUAUGCCAUUCGGAGUCUCGGGCGUCAUGGCAGGAGCGGCCACCUGUUUCUACGGCUACGUGGGGUUUGAUGGGAUUGCGACUACAGGUGAAGAAGCCAAGAACCCAAGACGAAACAUUCCUCUGGCAAUCCUGAUGUCUCUGAUUGUCAUUACCAUUGCUUACAUCGGUGGAGCUUGCAUCCUCACGCUGAUGUUACCUUAUUACCUACAGGAUGAAGAUGCUCCCUUGCCCCAUGUGUUUGACCAUGUAAAUCUUAGCCCUGUCAGAUAUAUUGUGACAUUUGGAGCAAUUUUUGCCAUCAGCACCAGUCUGCUUUGCUGUGUAUUUCCGGUCCCUCGGGUCCUCUACUCAAUGGGCAGAGACAGACUGUUGUUCUCCCCAUUGUCUAAACUGAACUCCAAAACACAGACACCUGUGAUUGCCAUCACCUUUGCUGGGUUAUUAGCAGCUUUAACCGGUUCUCUCUUCAACUUGGAUCAGCUGAUAGACAUGAUGUCCAUCGGAACUCUGAUGGCUUACACGGUGGUCGCUGUGUGUGUCCUCAUACUCAGGUAUAAAGUAAGAGAAGGUGAAGAACAGCUAGAUGAAUCAUCAUCAUCGGAUGACGAUGAUGACGCAGGUGGUACAUCACAUCCUACACCUACUUCCGCUUCUGCGAGGAGAGCUUUCUGCGCACUUUCAGCCUAUAUCGUAUUAGCGCUGGCUACUUGCAUUACCCAUGUGAACGUUGAGAACCAAUUAGUGAAUGGAGAACUGUGGGCCAUUGUGACUCUCUUGGUAUUGGUUCUUCUCUUGGUCAUUACUAUACUGAUAAUGUGCUGCCAGCCCAAGAAUCGAGAGAGACUCUCAUUCAACGUUCCUAUGCUGCCCUUGAUUCCUUGCAUCAGCAUCUUCGUCAAUUUGUACUUGAUGGCCAAGCUGGACAGGCAUACUUGGAUGAGAUUCCUCUUCUGGCUCGUCAUAGGAAUGAUGAUCUACACAUCGUACGGGAUUCCACACAGUGUCAAGGGCCUCAAGAUGAAACGUGCUCAACAGGAGCAGGCGGAGCAACGGGUGGAGCAACGGGUCCCUGCUGCAGAAAACUCAUGAGAAAUACAAUAAAAUGUGUUCUUAAAAUUAAA
Molecule: messenger RNA, 2026 nt
Organism: Homalodisca vitripennis (glassy-winged sharpshooter)
Lineage: Eukaryota; Metazoa; Arthropoda; Insecta; Hemiptera; Cicadellidae
Product: cationic amino acid transporter 2-like
Exons: 14
Coding region: 177-1994 (605 amino acids)
Biological process (GO): amino acid transport; transmembrane transport
Cellular component (GO): plasma membrane
Molecular function (GO): amino acid transmembrane transporter activity
Source: RefSeq, a predicted model, not a curated record